AUGCAGCCGCAGUUUCACGUUCCCUCUUGCACCCUUACUUCUACUCCGUUAUGCCCACCCUCACUGAGUGUGACACGGGACAAGAAUGGCUCGCAGAAAGUAUUGGUAGAAGUGGCUCACACAACGUUGAGCGGACACCGAAAUUCACAGGAGGAUGCGGUCUGUAUUCAUGAGCGGGUGGCGUUUCCUCCGGAUUGCGUCGCACGGGAGGGAAUGCAGUUGUCUUCGGCAUCGACCUAUUCCCUCUAUGGUGUAUUUGAUGGGCACAAUGGAGACCACCUUUCCAACAUGGCUUCCCUGUAUUACCUUGAGCACUUUAACGAGGCUCUCAACAGAGUACCGCCGUCACUUACAUCAUGUGAAGCGACACCAACGUCAACACAGGACUGUUGUCAUCCAUCCGAUGGCGAUGCGGAUGCACACCCAAAAGCGCUUUUACCCGAGAAUGUACCCCCACAGCGCUUUCUUAGCAACGCGCUUGUGCAAUCACUCAUUCACCUUGACCGCACUUUGUACGACACAACGCCAUUUGCGCAACGAUCCCGAUCGGGCACUACUGCAGGUGUUGCCGCGUUUUAUCACGGUAUGCCAAUGUCGCCCCAUGGUCCGGUUCCGUGUUACCUUUCUAUUGCAAAUCUUGGUGACAGCCGCGCUGUUCUUGCCCGCAUCUCGGAUGGUCACGUAAUUGUGAGUACAUUUGAUCAUCGUGUUCCAACUUACCCUUCCGAGAGGGUGCGUGUUGAGCGAUGUGGCGGUUGCGUUGAGUGGGAUCGCGUAGACGGUGCGUUGGAGGUGACGCGGUCUCUAGGGGAUUUUAUUUACAAACUACCACCAGAAAAAUGGUUGGGGCAUCCAGGUGCCUGUGAUACAAGUGCUGCUCAAAUUGGAGGUAAAACACCCGCUGUAGAUGUCACGGCGCCGAUGCAUGAUAUCGUUGAAAUUACAUGCAGUCAGAAUAGUAACAGUAGAAUCGGGAGUGUUGGUAGCCUUGCGGAGGAAAUUCCUCCGCAACUUUCAAUGAGUUCAAUUUUGAGCUUGCGAGCAACGCCCUUGAAUCAAAACGAUGAUGAUAUAGAGAGGCAUCACAUGGAGAUGAGGUGCAGCUUAAUAGAUAACGUCGUCAGCAACGUUGCAGACGUUUACGAGGCGGAGCUGACAGGAGACGAGUUUCUUGUGCUCGCGUCGGACGGGCUGUGGGACCGCAUGAGUACGGAGGGGGUCGUUGAGUUUGUACGUGCGCGCCUCCUGCAGUCGGGUCUCUUACAUGGUGGCAACGUUCUGCAGCCGAUGCCGCAGUCUCUUGCUACUGCAGACCUCCCAAAGACACCAAUUCACUCAAGUAGCCCUUUGGUGGAUUUUCCACGGCGCGUGGAAAACACGCCGCCGCCUUCUCUUUUUCACAGCGGUCCAGACACUGCAGAGGUGAAGCACAUCUUUUCCAUGACGUUGCUGCAUACGGAUGGAGCAUCUCGAGGCAAACAGGACGACGGUGACUCGUCAGGGUUCGCCACACCGCCGCCGCAGUGCGCGGUUGGCAGGUGGGAGCAAAGGGAGAGUCCUGGCGACAGCCCGUACUCCUGCGGAACCCCACGACGAGUGCUGCAGGCGGUGGCGAACAGUUUGGCCGACCACGUGGUGCAUCAUCUGCACAGCGCCGACAACGUCACCAUCUUCCUCAUUCUUUUCCAUCGUGGAGGAUGA
Messenger RNA from Trypanosoma cruzi, 1701 nucleotides. RefSeq lists its product as uncharacterized. Gene Ontology annotation, molecular function: protein serine/threonine phosphatase activity. The coding region runs from base 1 to 1701 and encodes 566 amino acids. Lineage: Eukaryota; Euglenozoa; Kinetoplastea; Trypanosomatida; Trypanosomatidae. The record is from RefSeq and is a predicted model, not a curated record. Gene Ontology annotation, biological process: protein dephosphorylation. The transcript has a single exon.